AGAAAAAAGAAGAAUUCCCGAAAACCUGGUCAGUUGGAGAAGUGAAUGCGAGAUUGUGAUCGGUAUCGUCUUCAAUCCUAUCUACAAAAUUUUCUUAUUGCAAGUCGCUGCAAUUUUUGAACUGGAAUUCGCUCCAAAAAUGGCUGCGAAACUACAAAUAUUUACGGGGUUAACCUUGGCAUCAACACCUGCGUCCUCGUUCCAGGCCUCUUCUUCGUCUUUGUCGUUGAGCACCAAUACUCACUGUGUGGUCAAGAGGCCUCUCACGACGUCGUUCUUCGGUGGCGGAGUGGGAGCUCUGAAAGUUGAGUUAAUAAGGUUAUCUCCUUCCAAUGGACAACAUUCUUUUAGACAACGUGGUGGUGCUCUUGGUGCCCAAAUGAACCUUUUUGACCGGUUUGCUAGAGUUGUCAAGUCAUAUGCAAAUGCAUUGAUAAGUUCCUUUGAGGACCCGGAGAAAAUUUUGGAGCAAACGGUUCUUGAAAUGAAUGAUGACUUAACAAAGAUGCGUCAGGCCACUGCACAAGUGUUGGCAUCUCAAAAGCGGUUGGAAAAUAAGUACAAAGCUGCUCAGCAAGCUUCUGAGGAUUGGUAUCGCAAGGCACAGUUUGCCCUUGGGAAAGGAGAUGAAGAUCUUGCACGUGAAGCCUUAAAAAGGCGUAAAUCUUUUGCAGAUAAUGCUAAUGCUUUGAAAGCUCAACUUGAUCAACAGAAAAAUGUUGUUGAGAAUCUUGUCUCUAAUACACGGAUUUUGGAGAGCAAGAUACAGGAAGCAAGGUCAAAGAAAGAUACUCUGAAAGCACGUGCACAGUCUGCAAAGACUGCAACCAAAGUGAGUGAAAUGGUGGGUAAUGUCAAUACAAGUAGUGCCCUUUCUGCUUUUGAAAAGAUGGAAGAAAAAGUGUUGGCAAUGGAAUCUCAAGCAGAAGCUCUCGGCCAGUUAACUGCUGAUGAUCUGGAAGACAAGUUUGCAUUGCUAGAGGGCUCAUCAGUUGAUGAUGAUCUUACUGAAUUGAAGAAAGAACUAUCAGGUGGCUCAAAGAAAGGAGAUCUUCCACCUGGACGAACUGCCACUACAAGCACAAAUACAGCAUACCCAUUUCGAGAUGCAGAGAUAGAGAAAGAGCUGAAGGAAUUAAGACAGAAGGCAAAGGAGUUCUAAAUUUUACUUGGCAGGCAAAAGUAUUUGGAAUCUGCAAGUGCAAAUUUGGAUAUGGUUCCAUUUCGCAAAGAUGUUUAACAUUUGUAUAGCGUAAGGCCAAACAGAUUGGAUUGUAUAGGUAAACGCCAAACUAGAUGAAUCAUCCACAAUGUUCCAAUGGGGUAUGUAACCAGCUUAGCUGCAUGCUUUAUGAUUAUUACGAUGCCACUGGCUUUUGUCAUGUUGUAAUUGUAAAGUGCUGUCGUUAGAAAUAUUACUUUGGAUUAUGUGCAAUACCUUAUUAAUGGUAUUUUUGGAACCAUUUUUGGCAAUUUUCUAUA
Molecule: messenger RNA, 1482 nt
Organism: Ziziphus jujuba (common jujube)
Lineage: Eukaryota; Viridiplantae; Streptophyta; Magnoliopsida; Rosales; Rhamnaceae
Product: membrane-associated 30 kDa protein, chloroplastic
Exons: 11
Coding region: 140-1162 (340 amino acids)
Biological process (GO): thylakoid membrane organization
Cellular component (GO): chloroplast
Source: RefSeq, a predicted model, not a curated record